Andrographis paniculata is the source of this 6619-nucleotide messenger RNA. RefSeq names its product brefeldin A-inhibited guanine nucleotide-exchange protein 1. NCBI's taxonomy places the organism in Eukaryota, Viridiplantae, Streptophyta, Magnoliopsida, Lamiales, Acanthaceae. Gene Ontology annotation, biological process: regulation of ARF protein signal transduction. The record is from RefSeq and is a predicted model, not a curated record. The transcript has 12 exons. Bases 277 to 5373 code for a protein of 1698 amino acids. Gene Ontology annotation, cellular component: trans-Golgi network. Gene Ontology annotation, molecular function: guanyl-nucleotide exchange factor activity.
GUUAAAAAAAACGACAGUUCGUGCCAACGACGUUGCUUAAAAGUUAAACCACCACCAACUGCAAGUCUGCAACUGCUGGUCAUGGUCAUGGUCAUCGUCAUCGCAUGUGUCGGUCGGGAUGGCAUGCCCUCACAUACGCGUUGAUGGGCGCCGAUGACUUUCUCCGACCCAAAUUAGUCUCAUCAACUUUUAAUUGUCUUCUUGCUUAAUUCAGCCGGUGAAUUUUGUCCAAAUUGACCAUUCGUCUUUGGGGAGGUUGGCGGUAGCAGCUAGGUUAUGUCGGCGUUGCAAACCCUAGGCGGAGGAUCCCGCUGCGGAUGGGUGCUGGGUCCUUCACUGGACAAGGUGAUCAAGAAUGUAGCCUGGAGGAAACAUUCUCAUCUCGUGUCCGCCUGUAAAUCUGCUCUGGACAAGCUCGUUUCAUUGUCCGAUGAUGCUUCCGAUCCCGCCUCCUGUUCCCCACUGUAUGGCCUAUCUAUUUCCGACGCCGAGUUCCUGCUUCAACCUAUCAUCCUGGCUCUUGAAUCUGGCUCUCCUAAAGUUCUCGAGCCUGCCCUAGAUUGUGCCUUCCGACUCUUCUCCUUCGGCCUCAUCCGUGGCUGUGAAAUUAAGGACAGUUCCUCUGUUAUUUACCGCUUGAUUGACUCGGUCUGCAAAUGUGCUGACCUUCGUGAGGAAGCAGUUGAACUUGCCGUGCUCAAGGUCCUGCUGGCUGCUGUUCGGUCUCCUUGCAUCUACAUUCGGGGUGAUUGCCUUAUAUAUAUAGUCAAGUCCUGUUACAAUGUAUACCUGGGUGGCCGCAGUGGUACCAAUCAGAUAUGUGCUAAGUCUGUUCUUGCGCAGAUGAUGGUGAUUGUUUUCACCAGAGUGGAGGAAAAUUCCAUGUUUGUUGAAUUCAAGAAUGUUUCUGUUUCUGAGUUGCUGGAGUUUGUUGAUAGGAAUAUUAAUGAAGGAAGUUCUAUACAGUUCGCUCAAAGCUUCAUCCAAGAAGUUGUUGAGGCAAAGGAUUGUCCCAUGGACCUGAGAAGUAGUUACAAACCUUCCCAACAAAAUGAUGAUGAAGUAUGUGUCAAAUCUGCUGAUGACUCAACUGAUUCGAGUGGCUGCAGUAAGAUUAGGGAGGACGGUUUUGUGCUCUUCAAGAAUUUAUGCAAGUUAUCGAUGAAAUUUUCUUCACUAGAAAAUCCGGAUGACCAGAUCCUUUCCAGGGGGAAAAUUCUAUCCUUGGAGCUUUUGAAUGCUAUCAUGAACAAUGCAGGUCCAAUCUGGCUCACCAAUGAAAGGUUUCUAAAUUUGGUCAAGCAAUACCUAUGCUUGUCCUUGUUGAAGAACAGUGCGUUGUCUGUGAUGACUAUUUUUCAACUCCUUUGUUCAAUAUUUGGGAAUUUGAUAUCAAAGUUUAGGUCAGGACUGAAAUCGGAAAUUGGAAUUUUUUUCCCUAUGCUUAUUCUUCGUGUGCUGGAGAAUGUACUUCAACCUAGUUUCUUACAGAAGAUGACUGUUUUGAGCUUACUGGAGAAAAUUUCUCAGGACUCUCAUAUCAUUAUUGAUAUUUUUGUGAACUAUGACUGUGAUGUGGAGGCUCCGAACAUAUUUGAAAGGACUGUCAAUGGUCUUCUGAAAACAGCACUUGGUCCACCACCUGGUUCUGUAUCCUCUUUGUCUCCCGCCCAAGAUAUGACAUUUCGAUAUGAAUCAGUGAAGUGUCUAGUCAGAAUUAUUAAGUCUAUGGGAUCAUGGAUGGACCAGCAGCUGAAACCUGGAGACUUAAAUCAACCAGCACUUGAUGAUAAUGAUAACUCUAUGGAGAAUCCAACUUAUGCCGUUGAUGAUCUGAACAGUGCAGAUCAUGAGCUACACUCAGAUGCGAAUUCUGUUUCUGAAGCUGCAACGCUGGAGCAGCGCCGAGCUUAUAAAUUGGAAAUUCAGAAAGGUGUUCAGUUGUUUAAUCGAAAACCAUCCAAAGGAAUUGAGUUCUUAAUAAGCACCAACAAAGUUGGCAGCUCCCCUGAAGAAGUGGCCUACUUUCUCAAAAAUACUUCUGGCCUGAAUGAGAGUAUGAUUGGUGAUUAUUUUGGUGAAAGAGAUGAAUUUCCUAUGAAGGUUAUGCAUGCAUAUGUGGAUUCUUUCAACUUUGAGAAAAUGGGAUUUGGUGAAGCAAUCAGAUUCUUUUUAAGAGGUUUCAGGUUACCAGGAGAAGCCCAAAAAAUUGACCGUAUCAUGGAAAAAUUUGCUGAACGCUAUUGUAAAUGUAACCCAAGCUCAUUCACCAGUGCAGAUACAGCUUAUGUCCUUGCUUAUUCGGUGAUCAUGCUGAACACUGAUGCCCAUAAUAGCAUGGUUAAGGAAAAGAUGACCAAGUCCGAUUUCAUCCGGAAUAACCGAGGUAUUGAUGAUGGGAAGGAUCUACCUGAAGAUUAUUUGGGUGCAUUGUAUGAUCAUAUUGUGAAAAAUGAGAUUAAAAUGAGAGAUGAGUCAUGUGUUCCCCAAAGCAAACAAGGAAACAGCCUGAAUAAAUUGUUGGGUUUGGAUGGCAUACUCAAUCUGGUUUGGAAGCAGACAGAAGAAAAACCGUUAGGGACAAAUGGAUAUCUGAUAAGGAAUAUCCAAGAGCAGUUUAAAGCAAAGUCUUCCAAAUCAGAGACUGUUUAUUAUGCUAUAGCAGAUCCUGCAAUAUUAAGAUUCAUGGUUGAAGUUUGCUGGGGUCCAAUGCUUGCUGCAUUUAGCGUAACAUUGGAUCAGAGUGAUGACAGGGAUGCUACUUCUCAGUGCUUACAGGGAUUUCGACAUGCUGUACAUAUUACUGCUGUGAUGGGUAUGCAGACCCAGAGAGAUGCUUUUGUAACUACUAUGGCCAAGUUUACAUACCUCCAUUGUGCUGCUGACAUGAAGCAAAAAAAUGUAGAUGCUGUUAAGGCCAUCAUUUCAGUUGCUAUUGAAGAUGGGAAUUACCUUCAAGAAGCAUGGGAACAUAUUUUGACAUGCUUAUCUCGAUUUGAACAUUUACAGCUCCUUGGGGAGGGAGCACCCCCUGAUGCAUCCUUUCUUAGCACAUCUAAUUCUGAUUCUGAGGAGAAGGCAACCACACCUGCAAAUUAUCCAUCUUACAAGAAAAAGGGAACACUCCAGAAUCCAGCUGUUAUGGCAGUUGUUCGAGGAGGCUCUUAUGAUAGCACAUCAGUUGGAGUCAAUGCACCUGGUCUUGUUACACCAGAGCAGAUUAAUAACUUUAUUUCAAACUUAUAUUUGCUUGAUCAGAUUGGGAAUUUUGAAUUGAACCAUAUUUUUGCCCAUAGCCAAAGGCUAAACAGUGAGGCAAUAGUGGCUUUUGUAAAGGCGCUUUGCAAAGUCUCCAUGCUAGAAUUGCAGUCUCCAACUGAUCCACGCGUUUUUAGCCUUACAAAAAUCGUGGAAGUUGCGCACUACAACAUGAAUCGCAUAAGACUGGUGUGGUCUCGAAUAUGGAGUGUCCUUUCAGAAUUUUUUGUUGCAGUUGGUUUAUCUGAGAAUCUCUCUGUUGCAAUAUUUGUGAUGGACUCACUGCGGCAGCUUGCUAUGAAGUUCUUAGAGCGAGAAGAGCUGGCAAACUAUAAUUUUCAAAAUGAAUUUUUGAGACCUUUUGCGGUUGUUAUGCAGAAAAGCUGUUCUGCCGAGAUCAGAGAGCUAAUUGUACGUUGUAUAUCGCAGAUGGUCCUUAGCCGCGUCAGUAAUAUAAAAUCUGGAUGGAAGAGUGUUUUCAUGGUUUUCACUGCAGCUGCAGCCGACGAAAGAAAGAGCAUAGUGUUGCUUGCCUUUGAAACAAUGGAGAAAAUUGUGCGGGAAUAUUUCCCAUACAUAACUGAAACGGAAGCAUUGACUUUUACUGAUUGUGUCAAGUGUUUAAUCACCUUCACAAGUAGUAGAUUCAACAGCGACGUUAGCCUCAAUGCUAUUGCCUUUCUUCGGUUUUGUGCUUUCAAACUUGCAGAUGGUGGACUUGUUUGCAAUGAUAAAAGAAUGGGGGAUGAUCCCAUGGUGAAGGACAAUGCUCUGGAUGGUGAAGCAUGCUUAGAUAGGGACGACCAUUCAUAUUUCUGGGCGCCUUUGCUUUCAGGGUUAUCAAACUUGACAUCAGAUCCUAGGCCAGCAAUCAGAAAGAGUGCUCUUGAAGUUCUCUUCAAUAUUUUGAAAGACCAUGGCCAUCUUUUUUCACAGCCAUUCUGGGCCAGUGUAUUCAAUUAUGCAAUAUUUCCUAUAUUCCGUUUCAGUCUAGAUGGUAAAGAGCCUCAUAAGGAGGAUUAUUCACCAACGUUUGGACCCUCACAUGAUGCAAGCAUAUGGGACUCUGGAACUUCUAUAGUGGCUGCAGAAUGUCUGGUUGAUUUGUUUGUUCAUUUCUUUGAUUUAGUAAGGCCUCAACUACAUGGAGUAGUAUCCAUAUUUGUGGGGUUCAUGAGGAGUCCAAGUCAAGGUCCCUCAACUGCAGGUGUGGCUGCUUUGAUGCGUUUAGCAGCUGAUUUGAGAAGCAAACUUUUGGAAGAAGAAUGGCAAGAUAUCUUUCAUUGUUUGAAAGUGGCUGUAGAUUCUACAUGGCCUGGUUUUAUCAAUCUUCUGAAAACCAUUGACAGCAUUGAAGUCCCUGAUAUUGCAUUACCCAGUAAUGAAAUAGAAUAUUCUUCUGGCGAUGGAGUAACUAAUUAUGGCUUGGAUGAUGAUCACUUGCAAGCUGUGGGGUAUAUAAUUUCAAGAAUGAAAGUCCAAAUUGCUGCACAGUUACUCAUUAUACAGGUUGUAACAGAUCUUUACAAGAUGCAUCAGCUGUCCUCCGUAGGCAUUACCACCAUCCUUCUCGAAAUUUAUUCAGCAGUUUCUUCUCAUUCGCACGAGUUGAACGGUCAAAUUAUGUUGAUGCAUAAGUUAGAGAAGAUAUGCUCUAUCAUGGAGAUCUCCCAUCCUCCCCUGGUUCAUUUUGAAAAUGAGUCGUGCAAAAGCUACUUAAAUUUUUUGCAUGAGAUACUCACCAAGAAUUCAUCUUUGUCAGAGGAGAGAAAUGUCGAAGCAGAGCUUGUAUCUGUAUGCAAGAAAGUGUUGCAAAUAUACCUUGAUUGUAGCAGACCCGGAAAUGCCUUCCCGGAAGUCAUUAACAAGCCUUCAACACACUGUUUUCUUCCAUUGGGGUCAGCCAAGAAGGAGGAAUUGGCUGCUCGCACCCCUUCAGUUCUCUUGGUGAUGCAGAUUUUGGGCAGUCAAGACCGAGCUUUUUUCAGGCAGUAUCUUUCGCAGUUAUUUCCACUAUUUGUGGAUCUCGUUAGAAGUGAGCAUAGUUCCCUGGAAGUUCAAGUUGUUUUGAGCAACAUAUUCCGGUCAUGUGUAGGAUCGAUUAUAGUGAAAUGAGGUUUUUUUGUAAUGUAGACUAUACACCUUUUAUUUCUUCGUGGCUACUGGGUGUCUUUGGAUUCCUAUAAGCCGGGAAAUCGAAUCGAAUUUGUGGAACACCGGGUGUAAGUUUGGUGCACUGUUCUUUCCAGACGAGCGAAACUCGGUUGUCGUCGUCUUCCUUGUCUGAAUGGACAUGAGACAUGUAUGGUGUCGGCAGCGGAGAGGAGUGUGGUGUAGACUGUCGGCCAGACGGAGUUAAAUACAUUCACACGGAGCUCUCGUCAUAUAUAUAUAUAUAUAUAUAUAUAUAUUGAUGGUGCUGCUGGCAAUUCACAUGGUACACAAUUGGAUUAUCCUUUUAAACUAAAAAUAACUUGUGUGACUUGCAUUGGACCAUCAUACAGCUAAAACCAUCUAAAUUAUACCCCCCAAUUCCUAAUAAUAAUAAUAUUGAUGAGGGUAAUCAUACGGUGGACCAUCUGCACCACUUGUUACAUAGGUGGUUGUGUUUAAUUGGACGUAUCUAUGAUAGUAUAUUAUUGAAUUGUGAAAAAACAACAAAAAUAUACUGCAAAUAUAAGAACGAAAAUUAAAAAAAGAAUAUAAUAGGCAGAAGUCGUCGUCCACGAAUGUGUUGGUUUUAUACUUUUUUACUGUAAGAUGAUAAAGAAUUGUGAAUAUGGUAGGGGAAUAAAUGUUUUAUGUGUGUUUUGUUGAUUUUUAUGUGUGUUUCUAAUUUUUCCGAACUUUAGUACUCUUCAAAAUCAAAAUCACGGUAGGAUGGAGAGUGAACUUGUGAUUCUUGCCACGCAUUGUUGUGACAAUAUCAUAUUAUAAAAAAUAAAUCAAAAUUAGGUAGGAUGGAGAGUGAACUUGUGAUCCUUGCCUCAUAUUACUGUGACAAUAUUAUAUUAUAAAAAAAAAUCAAAAUUAUGUAGUAGCUGUGAAUUUUCAUAUUAAAAAAAAAAUAAAACGGUAAGCAGAUUUGAACUCUUGGCCUCUACACUUUGGCCAUACCUUACGAAGUAACCGUGGAUAUAUUUACUUGUAGUACGUGGGCGGGGGAAAGGUGAGAAUGAGAAGGGAAUAGCGGUGGAGUAGCACAGUUGUUAAGCUGAAUAUAACAGGCUGUAAAGCAGCUGUGAUUGUGAACUCCAUCUACAUCCAUUCCCACCUCUCCCCUCUCUCUCUCUCUCUCUCUCUCUCUCUCUCUCUCUCUCUCUCUGUUUCCUUCUUCUUUCUUCUCUGUUCAGAGGCAAAA